AAGCUCGCCUGAGGAUCGCUAUUGUAAUUGCCCAUACAGAUCAGCCGCUCAUAUUUUAUCUACUACCUAAAGAUUCACUCUGUUUAUGGUUCAACUCUUAACCUGCUUGAAUAGGGACUCCUCGCGAGUCCCUAUUCCCUGUGAGGAUUUUUCCCUCAAGGUGUGCAUAUUAACGAUUUCCGAGGAGUUGCACUGUAUAAUUGUAUAGGCUUGACUGCUUUAACGUCACAAACUCAGUGAGCAUGCCAUUUAUUAGGAACAAAAAGCACACCCGUUCAAACUCACGCACUCAAAGUUAAUAGAAAAUGGGCCCACUGCAUUACUCAAACGGACUUGUCUCAAGACUGACGUUUUCCUGGUUGAAUCCUCUUAUAGCGCUUAACAAGAGACGUCCCGUUGAAGCAAGCGACCUUCCUUGCUUCGAUAACCACGAGUAUGAUUGUGAGAACCUUACUGAAAAACUCGACAGCGAAUGGCAUCGAGAAAAAGCUAAUGCUGUUCGUAAUGCUAGAAAGCCAAGUAUGUGGAAAGCAUUAUUUCUGAUGUUUUCUUUUCAAGAAUAUGCAACUCUUUGUACGCUGAUGCUGACCUACUCAGUGACAAAAACUGCUAUUCCAUACUUGCUGUACUGUGUGCUGAAGAAGCUUUUGGAGCCUUCCCCGCAGACAUAUGCUGCUCUACUUUUGGGAGCGAUUUUGUGUCUCUAUGCAGGAAUAGAAUCGACAUGUCAGACGUAUAUCGAAUAUCGCGCAUCUCUUUUCGCUAUGAGGGUGAGGACAGCUCUUUGUGGAGUCAUUUUCAAAAAGGUGAUAUCCCUGAGUUGUCGUGAUACAUCCGCCUUAGCUUCCGGUCACGUGACCAAUCUGUUCGCCACGGACGCGGAGUCAUUUCAAGUGGGUCUAGAGGCUUGUCCCUCCUUCAUGAUGGCCCCACUCACCUUUACAUCGUGUGCGGUCGUUAUGGUGUGGCUAGCGGGAUGGCCGGCCAUGGCUGGACUUUCUGUGUCCAUAGCUUAUGUCGUGGCACAAGUGUUAUGUGUGAAGCCGUUCAAGUACUUAAGGAGGAAAACGUUGAAGGUGAUAGACAAGCGCAUUACACUUAUCAGCCAGAUAAUCCACGGUAUUCGCUCCAUCAAGAUGCACGCGUGGGAAACGCCUUACUACCAGGCCGUGCAGAGAUUACGAAGGCUGGAGAAGAACGUAUAUAUGAAAAAGUUCAUGAUAACAUUCUUCGAAUCGCUGUACCAGAAUACUCUUCCUAUAUUCAGUGUUACCCUCUGCUACUUCUUCACCAAUCGACCUUUGGAUCAAGUCGUAUUCUUCACGCUUCUCGCGUACUUUUUAGAGAUGAGAGUACUGGUUGCCUGGCAUUUCACUAGGGGAUCGCAACUUUUAACGGACUGCGCUGUCUCCUUGAAAAGAAUUCAGGACUUUCUAACUAAGGUCGACAAGCAAAGAGAUCUUGAGCAAAGCUUAGAUGGUAAAGGGAGUUAUAGUAGAGAGAGACUUCUAUCAGAGCAGAAUCCAAGCGAUUACCGUAUCCAAAUAUCAACCAAUGAUCAUCAGCGAUCAUCAGAAAUUGAUAGAGGAUGUCUACCCGAAGAAUCAACUUCUCGGAAAACUGAAUCCGGCGAUUGCAUCCUUGGCAAGAUAAACCUUGACCUGUCCGGGAAUCGUCUGGCUCUAGUGAUAGGCCCUGUUGGCUCUGGCAAAUCCACGCUUCUCUCUGCCAUCUGCUGUGCAAGCUCUAGUUACAAAGGCAAAAUAAAAACAAAUGGGUCUAUUGCUUACGUUUCACAAGAACCUUGGAUAUUCCAAGGGACCGUUCGAGAGAACAUCAUAUUCAAUUCGACUUACGAUGCUGAGAGGUACCAGAAAGUAGUCGAAGCCUGUGAUCUAAAGGAGGACUUCAAAGCGUUUCCAAAUGGCGACCUCUCUGAAAUUGGCGAGCGCGGUAUUGCUAUGAGUGGUGGUCAGCGGGCUCGUGUUAGUUUAGCACGCGCUGUGUACCUAGACGCGGAUAUCUAUUUACUGGAUGACCCUUUAAGUGCGGUCGACUUCAAAGUCGCCAAACACAUUUUCGAGAAAUGCAUUUGUGGAAUCCUAAAAAGAAAACUGCGCGUCUUAGUCACUCAUCAUCUGCAUUGCAAAGAAAUGGCCGACGAGGUCGUCCUCCUGGAAAAUGGGAGCAUGGUGGCUUGCAGCGACUACAAGGAAUUUACGGAGAAAUACUUGAGUAGGAUGACAACAAAUACGGGCAGCGCCAAGGAGAUGGCAUUCCUGUUAAAAGAUGACAGCUCGGUGACGCAAGGCGAAGGUUUGCUGAGUGUGGUGGAAGAAAGAGAUGUGGGAGCCGUGUCGCUUAGGACAUACUGGGAAUACCUGCGCGCUGGUCUGCCUGUGGUGGCCAUCGCGUUACUGGGGCUUGCGGCGGUCGUUACUCCAGUUCUUGAAGCCUCUCCCAGUUGGAUCCUUGCAAAGUGGGACAGACUGACAUGGGCAAACGCCGACCAUCGUGGCAUCAUCGUCGCUUACAUAUCCCUGACAUUCGCCGCUAACCUGCUUCGGUAUCUCUUCUCUUUUCUUGUCUACGUCACUGCUUUACAAUGUAACACAAGGCUACACAACAAGAUGGCCCAAUCGCUGAUCCACGCUCCUGUCUCGUUCUUUGACACAAAUCCAGUCGGGCGGAUCUUGAAUCGCUUCUCUGCCGACAUCGUAGAGAUUGACAAUAUACUUCCUCCAUAUUUGGUAUACACGCUCAUCGUGUGUGACUUAUUUGUAUCGUUGAUUAUCCCUACGCUUGCCAGCUAUUGGCUGCUAGUUUCAGUGAUACUGCCGGUAGUAAUGCUCGUAUGGUACGGGAAGGCAUUUGUCCGUAUUACCCGAGAAGUGACUAGACUGCAAGCGCUCGCCCGGUCAGCGGUGUUUUCACACAUCUCAAGCACCGUCGAGGGUCUGACCACAAUCCGUUUACACGACGCAAGAGAUGAAUUCAUCAAGCAGAAUCACAGCUACCAAGAUUGCCGGAAUCGCGCAACUUUCUUGGUGUUUUCUUCCAUGGCCUGGCUGAAGAUAAGAGCUGAUUUGAUAUCAACAGCGGUGCUUACUAUUACCAGCGUUGUUACAAUACUGCUAUCCUCGUCUGUCGGUUUUAUUGGAUUGGCCAUCACUUAUUCCAUGAUGCUCGUGAUAGAUACCGCGUUUGUUAUACAGUCCGCUGGCUUCCUUCAAGACGCAAUGACAUCAGUCCAGCGGGUAAUGGAGUACUGCAGGCUCAGCCCGGAACCGGCCUAUCAGAUCACAAAAACACCACCAUGUGGCUGGCCUCGACAUGGAGCGGUGUCAUUCAGUUACGUGUCUCUCCGAUACUACAGCGAUGGACCCCAAGUCCUGAAGGGCGUGACGUUCAGCAUUGAGCCUCAGCAGAAAAUCGGCAUCGCUGGGAGGACUGGGGCCGGCAAGUCAUCUAUUGUGGCCUCGCUAAUGCGCAUGCCCGAGGCCUCAUUCGGGAUACACAUAGAUGAUGUUGAUAUACGCGGGCUCAACCUGCAGUCUACAAGACAGGUUGUCUCCGUGAUUCAGCAAAACCCGACGUUGCUGAGUGGAACUAUCAGGAGUAAUCUUGACCCGCUCGACAUGUACACGGACGACGAGAUCUGGAGCGCUCUAAGCGACGUCAACCUCUCGCCAGUGAUGGACAAGUGGGGCUAUAACCUCGAACAUCGCAUUGAAGAGGGUGGGGUUAAUUUGAGUGUAGGGGAACGGCAGCUGUUCUCACUGGCAAGAGCGCUGCUGCAAAAGAACAAGAUUAUCAUUAUGGACGAGGUGACGGCUAAUGUGGACCCACAGACGGAUCAAAUGAUCCAGACCACCAUCCGAGACAAGUUCAAGGACUGCACCGUGCUCAUCAUUGCUCACCGACUCAGCACCAUCAUGGACUGUGACCGCAUCAUGGUGCUACACGAUGGACAAGUGGUGGAGAUGGACACCCCUGAGGCACUGAUGGGAAACGCCGACAGCUGGCUAGCACAACUAUGGCAACAUUCACACUAAUCGGGUAACCAGUGGUCAUAACAAACAGUGGGAUGAUAAGAGAUUUGCUGAACUAUCUUGUCGUUUUGCUAGAGCAUAUCAAGAAAAUUUUGCCAAAAGUUGCCGUUUUUGCCAAACGUGCUCAUUUCCAUAUAAGGAAACUAUUAUAUCCCUUAUUUGAAAAACCUGUAUGAUUCUUGUCAUUUUUAAGGUUACCGUCGUACUGCAGGUGCUCCGUAAACUUUAUGACUUGUAUUCAGAAAGAAAAAAACAGUUACUGUGACUAUCUUUAGUCAGUUAAGAAGGUCUCUGAAAAUAAACUAAGAUUCCUCGGUA
Nematostella vectensis (starlet sea anemone) is the source of this 4370-nucleotide messenger RNA. Its product is annotated as ATP-binding cassette sub-family C member 4-like. Gene Ontology annotation, molecular function: ATP hydrolysis activity; ATP binding; ABC-type transporter activity. Gene Ontology annotation, biological process: transmembrane transport. Bases 306 to 4055 code for a protein of 1249 amino acids. The record is from RefSeq and is a predicted model, not a curated record. The transcript is spliced from 7 exons. Lineage: Eukaryota; Metazoa; Cnidaria; Anthozoa; Actiniaria; Edwardsiidae. Gene Ontology annotation, cellular component: membrane.